AUGUCUUUCUAUAGGAAUUCCACAACUUCACCACUCACCUACUGGGGUCAAUUCGAGACCAUUGGAGAAUACAACUCCAACCUGAACAUUCCCGAGCGAUUGUGGGCGGCUUGGUACGCCUGGAUGCAAAAUGAUGUUCUGGCCACCGGUAUCAUGUCAUUUAUGAUGCACGAAUUGGUUUACUUCGGCCGCUCGUUGCCUUGGAUCCUGAUUGACAGCAUGGGCUUUUUCAAGGGAUACAAAAUUCAGAACAACAAAAUCCCCACACUCAAGGAACAAUGGGACUGCGCUAAAUUUGUCCUUCUGAGCCACUUCACUGUUGAGCUGCCCCAGAUUUGGCUCUUCCACCCUAUGGCUCAAUACUUUGGCCUCUCGACCUCGAUUCCUUUCCCCUCCAUUUGGACCAUGGCCAUUCAGAUCGCGAUUUUCUUUGUUAUGGAGGACACUUGGCACUACUUCUCUCACCGCGCACUUCACUGGGGUCCUCUCUACAAGGCUAUUCACAAGAUCCACCACCAGUACUCGGCUCCCUUCGGUUUGGCGGCUGAAUACGCUUCUCCCAUUGAGGUCAUGAUUCUCGGCUUUGGUACUGUUGGUUGCCCCAUUGUCUGGUGUGCUUUCACUGGUGAUUUGCACAUCCUCACCAUGUACAUCUGGAUCGUUCUGCGACUCUUCCAGGCCAUCGAUGCUCACAGUGGUUACGAGUUCCCCUGGAGUCUCCACCACUUCCUUCCCUUCUGGGCUGGCGCCGACCACCACGACCUUCACCACGAGAAGUUCAUCGGUAACUACUCGAGCAGCUUCCGCUGGUGGGACUACGUUCUCGACACCGAGUACAACCCCGAGUCUAUUCAGAAGCGUCGGGCUGAGAAGAAGGCCCAGUGA
This is a messenger RNA of Penicillium malachiteum, 885 nucleotides long. RefSeq names its product sterol desaturase family protein. The transcript is spliced from 3 exons. Gene Ontology annotation, molecular function: C-4 methylsterol oxidase activity; iron ion binding. The record is from RefSeq and is a predicted model, not a curated record. Lineage: Eukaryota; Fungi; Ascomycota; Eurotiomycetes; Eurotiales; Aspergillaceae. The coding region runs from base 1 to 885 and encodes 294 amino acids. Gene Ontology annotation, biological process: ergosterol biosynthetic process.